This is a messenger RNA of Oenanthe melanoleuca, 4463 nucleotides long. It is a transcript of the gene CEP78, whose product is annotated as centrosomal protein 78. The coding region runs from base 230 to 2551 and encodes 773 amino acids. Gene Ontology annotation, molecular function: protein binding. The transcript is spliced from 16 exons. Gene Ontology annotation, cellular component: centrosome. The record is from RefSeq and is a predicted model, not a curated record. Lineage: Eukaryota; Metazoa; Chordata; Aves; Passeriformes; Muscicapidae.
GGUGGGGCCGGCGGGGCCGUUGUGGGAGCGGGAGUGACCGGCUGGUGGCGAGUCCCGGCUGCCUCUCGCGAGCCCGCGGGGGGCGGACAGCGCAGCCCCCUGCUGAUGCCCGCUCAGCGGUGUGCGAUCUGAAGUGGUUGCCUGAGUCGGUGUCGGGCUUGACUGGGUGCGGCAUAGACGCCCCGCUGUUCUUAGCCCUGUGCCAACCGCAGAUAAUACAUAAAAAGAAAUGAUUGAGUCAGUCAAAUUAAGAAGACGGUGCAUGCUGGAUUUCUACUCACAUUAUGAACAUCUUUGUGAACUUCAAGGCUCUCUCCCACUGAAAGCUGUGAAGACUAAUGUGACUCGUGAUGCUGUUGAUCUAAUUGUAGAUCACAUCAAAGCUACUGAUUGGGCACCGCUUCUGAAUGCUCUCAGGCAUAAUAAGAGUUUGACUUCUAUCAGAAUAAGAAGUUUACAUCAACAUGGUCUUGAAGAAUCUGGUGUGGAAAGAUAUAAAACUCACUUUAGAAGGAGAAUUCCAGCAACUCUGCCAAAAGACUUGACUGGUCAACUAUGCAAAGCUGUGAAGGGCUGUCUCAGUAUAUCAGAUGUACUAAAAAAUUUAGAACUGCAGGGUUUGCUCCUGAGGGAAAGAGACCUAGCCCUUUUAACAAAGGGCUUGGCCACAGCUUCAUCUCUGGAAAGUGUCUCUUUAGCCCACUGUCCAAUUGGAGAUGGAGGGUUGGAAACAAUCUGUCAGAGUAUAAAGAAUACAGCAACUAUCAGAUUUGUAAACUUCACAGCAUGUAGCCUCACGUGGCGAGGGGCAGAACAUAUAGCAAAUGUAUUAAAGCACCAGGCAAUAAGAAGACAUGGUGAAGCUUGGGCUGAAAGCCUGCGUUACAGGAGACCUGACCUUGAAUAUAUGACAGGUUUGAGGCGGAUUACUUUGAAUUGCAACAUGCUUAUUGGAGAUAGAGGAGCAAGUGCCUUUGCAGACUGUCUCGGGGAAGACCUUUGGCUAAAAGCACUUGAUUUGCAGCAGUGUGGAAUAUCCAAUAAGGGAGCAAGGUCAUUAUUAGAUGCUCUGCAAACUAAUACAACAUUAGUGGUACUUGACAUAAGAAAAAAUCCAUUAAUUGGACAUGGUCUGAUGAAAAGCAUUAUUGAAAGAGUCCUUAAGAAUGGAAAGAGUGCUGAUUCAGAGUUUAAGUGGCUGCUGUCUCCGCCUUCCAAAGAUCCUUUGAAAACUAAGCCAAAGAAAAGAACUAUUGUCCUGGGAAGUGGUCGGAAAGGAAAAGCUACUAUUCGUAUUGGAUUAUCAUCUAAAAAAUCUGUAAGUCCUGGAAAAAAAAAUUCUACUGUGAGAGAGAGUUACUCACCAAAACCACUACCACCAGGCACAAGAGGCUUCCUUCCUUGGCGGACUGCAGAACGUGCAAAGAGAUGCAGAGGCGGGGCAGUGGAUUGUGCUGGAGAAUUGCCAGUGAAGAUUCAGACAGGUGUUCCUGUGAAAGUGACGCUAGAAAGUGCUUCUACAUCUGAAACUGAAGAUACAGAAGAUUUAGAGGAUGUUAUCCAGCAGCCUGAUUUGGCAAAAUCAUUAGAUAAGACUGAUGUAGCACAAUAUCAGCAGUUAGAGUUGGAGCUGGAAGAAUGCAUGGAAAAACUAAAGGAAGAACAGAAAGCUAGAGUAAAGGCUGAGGAACGAUUACUAGAGCUGGAAAUUGAAAAUGCAAGAUUAAGGAGUCUAAAUAUCUCCCUAUCCGAGGUUCUUCAUGCACAGUCAGUAACCAGCAUGAUUUUGGAAGAUGAAGGUGUUCUAGGCAGCAUUGAGAACUCUUUUCAAAAGUUUCAUGCUUUUUUAGACCUCCUUAAAGAUGCUGGGCUUGGACAACUUGCUGUAUUAGCUGGGAUAGACCAAUCAGAUUUUGGUAUUUUGGGGCAUCCACAAAUGAAUUCUAUUCUCAGUAAACCUGUGAACAUGGUAAAGGAGAAGUCUUUUGAAGAAGAAAGACAGGAACAUACCCAGAAUAGCAAAAACAGAGCUGGGGAUAUCCAACUUCCUCUUCCUGGCACAUUUCAAUCCCAGAUGGUUGUGAAUAAUGCCUUUUCAUCACUUAGAGAAAUAAGAGAACUUCAGGCUGCUGGACAGCAGUAUCAGCCAGGUUCGUGGAAGGAAAAUGAAGCUCAAACAAUUAACCAAAAUAAAGAGGAUAAGCCUCGAAGUAGUACUCCAGUAUUAUCUGAGAGGAGAGUCAAACAAAAUGAACAAGCAAAAGGACGUCACUCAGCAAGGCAGCUGGCUACCAGUCUGCAUUCAUUUACGGAUUCCAGUGAAAAAAGCAAAAGUGACGAUAGCAGAAUAUCCAGUGGUAUUCCUGGUGAAAAAAACAAAAAUUAUUCCUCUAAGAAAUACAUCCCUGUAGCAAAUGAAACAGCAAUUCCAAGUAAUGGAGCGAGAGGAGACAAAAGUAGACUGCAGAUAGUAAAUAUUAUCUCUGGAACUGAUACUGUAGGAUCUGGUUCUGAAAUACAGGAAAGUAUACAAAGUGUUUCCAGCAUUUGAAAUGAUUCUAAAAUGUUUGAACUGUUUUUUACACUUGCAGGAUUAGUUUUUGACGUCUAAAUUAGUAAAUUUUUUGUAAAGUUUUGUAGACUUUAUGACUUUUUAAAACAUUGCACUGCUCAGUAUUCCUGUUUCAUGUUUGCAUUCCUUGUCACUAGAUUUUUAGUUUUGAAAACACGUGAACUUAAAAUGGUACCCAUCAGUUUGUAUUACAUAUAAGGGACUCUUGACAUGUGGAUUUCAUUAUCACACAUUUUUAGCUAAUAAAGUUAAUUUGAGUAAAGUUUUUUCUAGUGGUAAUUUUUAGUGUAUUGCAGUGGGAGUGCAGAAGUUGUUUUGCAGCAAACAUAAAUUCCUGCAUAACAGUGUGUGCGCAUGAAAUUCUGAAAAUUGGGGGAAGUUUCAGACUCAAAAAUGAGCCCAGAAACAUGCCUGUAAGAAACCUUUAAAUACAACCAUCAUUAGUGCUAUGACUGCAGAUCAUAGAAUAGCACAUAUUGGAAGGGGCCUCUGGGGGAUAUGUAGUCUAACUCAGAUUGCUCUCAGGACCUAAAGAAAUGUGAGAAUGUAAAACUAAGAGAAUUACCAUUGUUUUAAAACUCCUGGGAUUUACCCCUGACGUCUUGGCCUUGUGCACAGGCAGAUGGUUUGCAGCUUCUGAGAUAGAAUAUACUUACACAUACAGGAACUAGGCAGGAUAAUUUAGGCCAAACUGGGGGGGGAACAGAAAGCCUGUAACUAUUUUUUACUUAGUAAUCUGCUAUGUGAUUUCUGGAACACUAGGAUCUGUAAAAAUUCCUGAUUUCAGCUGCUUGACAAAUACGAAAAAAACUCAUGAAUCCUCAAAUUCAAUCCUACAAGCAAAUAGCACAAGAUUACCUUAGUUGUUGCAAUAUUGCACAAGUAAUUGCACAAUGAAAGUAUGUUCUUUGUACAGACUUUGUCAUUUCAGGAUAUUAGAAGGUAAUAUAUUAAUCUGUUACUUUUUACAUAUUUUCCCAACUGCUUGUCUAAUUCUUCAGUCAUUCUUUUUUUAUGAUUUUGGUUUGACUGAAUAAUUACGUGCAACCUGUAUAUUCAGCAGUAAAAAGCUACCUAGUCCCUUUUUAAAAUCAAAAAUUCUAAAGCUAAUCACUGAGAAAUGCUGGAUAAAAUUAUAAAUUCAGAAGUGUUUUAUUUGUGAGGUUAGAAGUUAGGAAUCUGUUACUUGUCCCUAAAAAUACCAUGAAGAAUACAAUUUAUGUAUUACAUGCCCAAAAGCAGGUGAUACUAAUUACCUUUCAUGUUAAAUACUUGCUUUUCAAUAUUUGCAUUUAGAGUAUGAAUUAUGUAAAAAAUUAUCUGUUAAAACAAAAUUGACCAGGCAGUUUGCAAUUUUGUUUGCGUACAUUUUUUUUUAGUGGGCUAAUACUUCCCCCUUUUUUUCCUGUUAAAUCAGAAACAUGAAGGAUUCUUCAUGUUACUGGUGCUAUGGUAUUGCACUCUUACUGAAAGAAUCUGUAGUGCAUACCUUAUAUAUAGUUGGAUCUGAAAUUGACAGAGACAGUGGAUUGAAGCUACUAAGGGAUAAAUAUUCUUUUUAAGGCUAUCAUGAAUACUUCAGAAGUUUCAAGGUUUUUUUCUGACAGUUUAAAAACCCAUUUACGAAAAGUAUUUUACACAAAUAAACAUACAUUUUUAUAUAUAUUUAACAGUAUUCUAAUAAAAAGUAAAAAAAUAUCUUUGUUUUAAAUUAUUAGGAAACCAUUUUCUACCCUGACUCUGAAUAGAAACUCUUUCAUUCUCUUGCUGUUAAUGUUUUACGUAAUUGUCUGUGUUCUUGUUUGACAUAGAAGCCUGAAAUCAAUAGGCCAGCUAUUUGCUAGAGAACAUGUUACUGUUUACUCAUGAAGCUCAAUAUUUUUUUCUCUUU